AUGGCUCCUCCCACCGCCUCUUUCAUCAACCCCUCGGUCGCCGGCGAGGCCGACUCGACGCCCGCCGCCAUCAAGCAGCAGAUUGCCGCCUCGCGUGGCAGCUACGGUACCGCCGCCCCGACUGCCAAGUUCCAGCAGUAUGUCGCCAUCAAGCCCGGCCAGGAGCCUGUUGAGGACUUCGAGGGCAACUACGCCUUCGCCGAAAUCAAGGAGAGCCACACGAGCCGCGCCAUGACCAGCAGGUACAUGCAGGACAUGAUGGAUGCCGCCGUCUCGGAUGUGGUCAUCGUCGGUGCCGGCAGCGCUGGACUGACGGCUGGCUACACGCUGGCCAAGAACCGACCCGACCUGCGCAUCACCAUCCUCGAGGCCUCGGUCGCUCCCGGUGGUGGCGCAUGGCUCGGAGGCCAGCUCAUGUCUGGCAUGGUGAUUCGCAAGCCGGCUCACAACCUCCUCACCGAGAUCGGCGUCCCCUUUGACGACGAAGGCGCUUACGUCGUCGUCAAGCACGCUGCCCUCUUCACCUCGACCCUCAUGUCGAAGCUGCUGGCCUUCCCCAACGUCAAGCUCUUCAACGCCACCUGCUGCGAGGACCUCAUCAUCAAGAAGGAUGCCAAGGGCGUCCAGCGCGUCAAUGGUGUCGUGACCAACUGGACCCUCGUUACCAUGGCCCAUGGCCUCCAGUCCUGCAUGGACCCUCAGACCAUCACCGCCCCGGUCAUCAUCGGAGCGUGCGGUCACGAUGGCCCGUUCGGCGCCUUCAGUGUCAAGCGCCUCAGCAGCUCGGGUCUGAUCCAGCUGGGUGACAUGAAGCCGAUGGACAUGAACAAGUCCGAGGGCCUGAUCGUCAACCACACGCGCGAGGUGUUCCCCGGCAUCAUUGUCAGCGGCAUGGAGCUUUCGGAGCACGACGGCCACCCGCGCAUGGGCGCCUCGUUUGGCGGCAUGAUUGGAAGCGGCCAGAAGGCGGCGUACGAGGCCAUCAAGCUUUUCGACCGCCUCGAGGUCGAGGAGGGCGAGGUCAUUGGCGAGAAGGCCUGA
Molecule: messenger RNA, 1041 nt
Organism: Pseudozyma flocculosa PF-1
Lineage: Eukaryota; Fungi; Basidiomycota; Ustilaginomycetes; Ustilaginales; Ustilaginaceae
Exons: 5
Coding region: 1-1041 (346 amino acids)
Biological process (GO): thiamine biosynthetic process
Source: RefSeq, a predicted model, not a curated record